Messenger RNA from Danaus chrysippus (African queen), 2658 nucleotides. The record is from the annotation of a GenBank genome assembly. NCBI's taxonomy places the organism in Eukaryota, Metazoa, Arthropoda, Insecta, Lepidoptera, Nymphalidae.
AUGUCUGAUGCUUAUAUAGCUGAUUGUGUAACUCAAAUCGGUGAACUGCAAGACUUUCUCACCACUUAUAAAAACUGCAAUAUAAAUUUAGUGAAAAUAAUGGAGAAGAUUUGCGACACACCUCUUAUUGAAUUUGAUAUCUACAAUGUAUUUGAGAUAAGUUUUUUGCGUAAAACAAUAAGAAAUAUGCAAGAAGUAGCCGCCGCUCGCAUAUUGGAUAUGUAUAAAGAAAUUAUAACUUAUGUGAUUAUUGUUUAUGAAGGUUUCGAAGCAUAUAUAACACAGAUGGCCGGGCAUUGGAUUAAAUACGUUAAGAGAUGGGAUAGAUUAUUGGAGGACGCCCUCCGUUUAUCGAUAAAGGCCACGAUGCAAAAUAUGUACAAGGCAGUUCACGGGGAUGGUACAAUGGCACCUGCACCUUUGAUUAAAAUGAACUUAUAUUUGUCUAGUAUCAAUACAAUAGUCUAUAUACCCAGUCGUGACGAACUCGUUGACACGUUCACUACUAUCCUUGAGGAAAUUAUCCAUCUCAUUGGAACAGUUCCAAGAUUGUAUGAAAAGUUCGGUCUGCCCGCUGGCGGGCUUAAGAAGUUUAAAGAAGUCAUACUAACAGACGCAGACAGCAACAAAUUACAAUCACUUAUAGACGCUGAAAUUGAUUACAAUAUUACUCUAAUAAACGAUCACAUACGCAUGUGGGAUCCUUACUCUCAUAUAUGGAAAAUAAACAAAGACGAAUUCAUGAUUAAAUAUCGAAACGAAAUGCACACGGCGGCUGAUUUUGACGCCUUGAUCAUCAACUACAGUGAUUUGGCCAACGCCGUUCAAAUACAGGAAACUACAAACCAGAUACAUUUCGUAACACUUAACUCUAGUGAACUUAAAAAAUCAAUCAUUGCUCAUUGCCUUGUUUGGCAAACUAAAUUGGGAGAAUUGCUCAGGAAAAUUACGGAAGCUGAUAUUGACGUCGUUUAUAGUUACACGGAGCAAAGCAGCACUGACGCUAUGACUAUGCCGUCGGAUUUGAAAGAGUUGGCUUCGGCCAUGGCCACGUAUGAGCGUUUGGUAUCAGAGAUUCCGACUAUUGAGAAAACUUUCCCGCCAAUAACCGAAAAAAUGACGACUUUAGCCAAAUUUGAGGUGGAACUGAGUUCAGAUAUGACAACUCGACAUGAAAAUAUUCCUGUGAUGUGGGCUGAAUAUUUGGCACUCUUGGAAGAAGCUAAAAAAGCUUUGGAGUUAAAUAAGGAUAAGUUUAAAACUGAACUACUCGUACAAGCUGAGGAAUUCAAAGAGGCGGCCAAAGAUUUUUGUGAAGAUUUUUACAAAACUGCUCCCUGCAGUUCCGAUGUAACUGGCAAAGAUGCCCUGUCCCAACUCAAAGCUUACAGAGACCAUCUCAAUGCACUUAGAGCACAAGAGCAACAGAUCAGAGAUGGACUUGCAGUUUUUAAUUUGACGACGCCGGUGAACCUCGACCUACAAAAGAUGGAAAAGGAACUGGAAAAAUUGGAGGAAGUUUGGGGACUAGUGUUCCAAUGGGAAGAGUCUUGGGAGAAAUAUAAAACACAAACAUUUUGGGAAAUGGAGACAGACGAAAUGGAAGACAACGUCAUGUUCCUUUUCAGAAACUUUAAUCGCCUCUCACGCCAGCUGAAAGACAAGGGCUGGGAUAUCAUUGAUACUACUAGGGUGAAGGUUGAUGCAUUUAGACGCACGUUACCUUUGAUUAAUGAUCUCAAAAACCCUUGUAUGAGGGAGAGACAUUGGGACAGAAUAAAAACUCUAAUGGGAGUAGAAUUUGACCAAAACUCUGAAGAUUUCAAACUUGAAUUGAUAAUGAGACUCAAUUUCCAAGCAUACGCUGAAGAUAUCGCUGAAAUAUCUAACGCUGCGACGAUGGAGUUGAAUAUUGAGAAUGGUCUUAAAAGUAUUCGCGAGAUUUGGAAAUCUACCACCUAUGAAAUGCAACAUCAUAGGGGUGAAAUGUAUAGAAUAAAAAAUGUAGAAGAUGUUAUGCAGUUUUUGGAAGACCAUCAAGUUCAGUUAUCUUCUAUGAAAUCAACAAAGUAUGUGGAACCAUUUAUCAAAGAAGUUGAUUAUUGGGAGAAAUCAUUGGGAUAUCUAGCAGAAUGUAUAGAGAUUGCUUUACAAGUACAGCGUCGUUAUUUAUAUCUCGAGAGUAUAUUUAGUGGAGAAGACAUUAGAAAACAACUACCAAACGAGGUUCUGAUAUUUGAUGCGCUAACAGCUGACUGGACAGAAAUAACUAGCAACAUGUACGCUGGGAAAAAUGCCAUUGAAGCAUGUCUUUACAAGCCGGCACCAUAUUUGUUUAAUAAGCUCAAUACAAUGGUUGAUAAUUUAGAUGGUAUUCUAAGAGCUCUUGAAAAGUAUCUCGAAACCAAGAGACAGCUUUUCCCAAGAUUUUAUUUUAUUUCAAAUGAUGAUCUGCUCGAGAUAUUAGGAAAUUCAAAAAAGCCACAAUUAAUUCAAGUUCAUUUGAAGAAGCUUUUUGAUAAUGUUAAUAAAAUUAGAAUUGACAAGAAAUGUAAUAUAAUUAUUAUGGCAACAACAAUAGUGCCGCCUUCAGUUGUCAAAUUUGAAUUUUCUUCUAUUAUGUCAAAAGUUUUACAAAACGCGGUGCUGGGUGCAUGA